AUGAAGGUGUGUAUCUCGGCAAUACUUGCCACUGUGUCCACUGCAUUGUCCUUAGGUUCUUUCGAUACCCAACAACAAAUUCAAAAAAUCAAUAAUGAUGAUCUCUCAUCUCUUCAACAACCAACUGCGUUAGAUCCACCCACCAAUAUAAAGCUCAGAGAGUUGAAAUGGGGGAAAAUUAACUUCCUUCAUACUACUGACACCCAUGCUUGGUACGCUGGUCAUUUGAACCAAGAAAAUUAUGGUGCUGAUUGGGGAGAUUACAUUUCCUUCGUUAAGCAUUUGCGAGACUACGCAGACCUGAUUGGUGUUGAUCUAAUAGUAUUGGACUCUGGCGAUAAGCACGACGGAAACGGAUUAAGUGAUGCAUCAGUUAUAAAUGGAGAAGUAUCUACAAAUUUCUUUGUUGAACAAGAUUUCGACUUAUUAAGCAUUGGUAACCAUGAACUAUACCUUGCCAGUAGUUCUUUUCAAGAAUACGAGAUUGUGGUAGACAAAUUUCAAGAUAAGUAUUUGGCAGCAAAUGUCCAAAUUCUCAUAGAUGAUAAAUGGGUCGAUUUUGGCUCAAAAUAUAGAAUAUUUGAAACAAAGAAUCAAAAAUUGAAGAUAUUAUCUUUUGGAUUUUUAUUCAAUUUUGCCAGAUUCAAUCCACAAACUAGAGUUGAUAAAGUCGAAGACGUUAUCCAAGAGAAGUGGUUCCAUGAAGUGCUUCAGGAAAAUAUUGGGAAAAUUGAUAUGGUUGUUAUUGUUGGACACAUGCCAGUGCAAAUGGUUUCGGGCUUCCCGGAAAUCUCUGCCAUACAUAGAGUUAUCAAAAAAUACUACCCAGAUAUUGUUAUCAACUAUUUUGGUGGCCACAGUCAUAUUAGAGACUUUUCAGUUAUUGAUGAAAGAUCAGUUGCAUUGCAAAGUGGGAGAUAUUGUGAAACAGUUGGAUUCUUAGGUGUUGACUUCCCAGAAACCUAUCAAUCGCAAUCCGCCCCGGGAAUCGUGGAGUUCAAUCGUCGUUACAUCGAUUUCAAUCUCCACUCAUUCUAUACUCAUUCUAAUAAAUCUGCAGAGACUUUCUCAACUCUCAAAGGAACUGAAAUAACUAAAGAGUUGGAUAUCCAGAGAGAAUUUCUCAAUAUCACCACAGUUUUUGGCUACGUGCCAAAUGAUUACUUGGUGAUCGAUAAUUCUUACCCAAGUGAGUUCAACCUUUAUUCAUUCUUAGAAGAGAAAGUCUUGGUGAGAUUGAAGAGUGAAAUCAAAGAAAAAGUUGAGGAAAAUAAUUCAAGAGUUGUUGUUAUCAAUACUGGUUCCAUCAGAUAUGAUUUAUAUAAGGGUCAAUUCACUGAUGACUCUGUGUAUAUUGUUUCACCGUUCCAAAACAAGUGGUUGUAUUUGCCAAAUGUUCCUUUAUCGACCAUUAGGAAAGCGAUUGGUAUUUUGAAUAAUCUUGAUUACAUCAUGGGAGCCGCAGACUUUUUUGAUGAGAUUCAAGACCCAUAUUACAUGUUGGCUCCACUUCUGAAAAUGGCUUAUAAUUCAAAACUUUAUGGCAUUGAAUUACCGAUUGAUUAUAGCUUCAAGAACCUUACUAAAGGUUACGUUACUUGCGAUGAUCACGGAUGUGAUGGUGAUGACACCCCUCAUAUCCCAUACAGUUUAGGGAAAGAUUCUUCCCCAAACAUUAUUGGAUCUACCGAAAUCAUCAAUGGAAAUAAGGAAAGCCUAGAUUUUGUGUUUUACGAUUUCUUAAAACCCUACAUUACUGGUGCUUUAAACCUCGUAAAUGGGUUUGAAAAAAAUUACACCUAUGAUUUCAAGCAGUAUGGGGGAGCUACUGUGGGAAAUAUGCUCAAAGAACAUGUCAUAGAAAACUGGAGCUAA
Molecule: messenger RNA, 1875 nt
Organism: Saccharomycopsis crataegensis
Lineage: Eukaryota; Fungi; Ascomycota; Saccharomycetes; Ascoideales; Saccharomycopsidaceae
Gene: SMN1
Product: Smn1p
Exons: 1
Coding region: 1-1875 (624 amino acids)
Biological process (GO): nucleotide catabolic process
Cellular component (GO): cytosol
Molecular function (GO): hydrolase activity
Source: RefSeq, a predicted model, not a curated record